Messenger RNA from Eupeodes corollae, 3515 nucleotides. RefSeq lists its product as uncharacterized. The record is from RefSeq and is a predicted model, not a curated record. The coding region runs from base 1134 to 2270 and encodes 378 amino acids. Lineage: Eukaryota; Metazoa; Arthropoda; Insecta; Diptera; Syrphidae. The transcript is spliced from 3 exons.
CACACAAAAACGCCGUUUGGAGCUCCCCUCUCGAAACAAUUUUAAUAAAUAUUUUUUCGCAUCAUUUUGCAAGGCCGUUCCAAGUUAGAAACGAAAACACAAAAAAGUUAUUUUUAUUCCAUAAAAAACAAAACCCACAAUCUAAAAAAUUGCCCAGGCAAUUUGCGUGCGAAAUGACGUCUUUCCCCCAAAAAAUAGUUCAUUAAUAAAAUACUGUGUCAAAAGUUUAAUAAAUAAAAAAGAAAACGAACAUAUAAAAACUAGGACUUGUUUUCUGUGCUUUCGCCUUACCCAGUGUUGGUUUUUUUCUUAUUUUUCUCGGUGAAAUUUUGCCUUUUUUCCUUGUGCUUAAGUUCAAUAAUCGAAAGAUAUAUGUACCUCCAGGAGAACAGGGCUCAGCCCAGGAAUCCAAUAUAAUUCGGUCUCUACUCGUUCUUUUUCAGUGUGAAAACAACAAAAUACUGAUUUUCUAAGUGCUGCGCCCAGUCGCAUCUCGCAGUGUGUUUUUUGCUUCCCCUAAAUCAAACUCAACCCAGUGCCAAGCACCCAGCACCCUGAACGCCUAAACCACAAAUGUAAACAAACUGCUAAAUGAAUGUUUUUAAUUGCAGAUCUGAUCUGACGACCUCGUCGUUGUCGUUCAAUCUAUUAGAACGAAAACAGUAGCAUUAUUUUAGUUUUAGAAUCGAUUUUGAAUUCUCACAAUAAUAAUAAGCCUUUUCCAAUCAGUGAGCGUAUCGAACGCCCUGAACUUCUUAUCUCAUCCUUAUCAAAACUCAAGCCCAAAACAACAUAUCUACCGAUUCGAUUCCGAAUGUGGAUGGUGUCAUAAAAAAAGAUCAAUUUCCUUCAAAAACAAAGAUAACGAUUGCGAGUUAAUCAGUGACGACGACCAAGACAACGACGACGACGAGACUCUUUAGGUGCGAUGAAGUGAAAGUGUUUCUAGUCGGUCUAUAUCUCUCCGGGCGGUAGAAACUCUUAUUUUCGCGCGGUAUUCCGUUUGACUAAAUGAGUAAAAAAUUACUUAGCUUAUUUCCGAAAAAGAACUUUAAGAUAAACUAUCAAUUAAUAAAAAGAUCCAGAAGCAGCAUCAGCAGCAGCAGGAAGAAUAUCAAAAUACGUUGGCGGCAAUGCGAACGAAAAAUUUAGUCCUUAUUCUUUGCUGUGUUGUGCUGACGAGUUUUAUUUUUAUAAUUCUUGGGCCAGCCGGACAACAAAAUGAUUCACUUAAAAACAUCGUCACACAAACCCAUCAGAGAUUUAAUAAAUUACAAGAAAAUCUGCGUGCAACGGAAGCGAAAAAAUUCGACAUUGAACCAAAAUAUCUUGCCAUUUUGGGAUUCAGUAAUCUUCCAACAUCACCAUCACAAACACUAUAUCCUGGACAAACCCAGCAUCAGUCAUCACAGCCAUUUACAACAAAUGCCACUCAGUUCAAUGGCACAAAAGCAAACUUUACUAUUGUUACAUAUGUUCAAGAAGGUCAGGCACCGUCCGCCAUUCUGCUAUCACAAAAUAUAGCAGCAAAAUUUCCAAAUGAAUAUCUGCUCAUCUAUGAUCUCGGUUUGUCCGAAGAUGAUUCUAGGGCUCUAUCAGCAUUUUGUAAUAGCUCGAAGUGUUCAGUAAUAAAUUAUGACCUCUCUGUUUUUCCAUCAUACGUGACGGAUCAACGGAUGCAUGCAUAUCGUCCCAUUGUGAUAAAGGACGCAUUGAUGCGUUCGAAAAAUAUCCUCUUUGCCGAAAAUUACAUUCGGAUUCGUGGAAAUAGUCGAGAUCUCUAUGACCUGCGUGCAAAGGCUGGACCUGGUGUAUUGGGAUGGACAACACCAAAGGCUGUGUCCACACGGACGCAUCCAAAAAUGUUUGAUUACUUCCAAACAGACGCAGAAGAUUUUAUAUUUUUGCGGAUGGUUGAAUUGGAUAAGGUAUUUUUUGCUGAUACACCGUUGGUGGAAGAGAAAAUUCUACUGCCAUGGAUAAAGUGUGCUUUGACACUUGAAUGCAUCGAUCCCAUAGGUGCACAAUCGAAUGGUUGUAAAUACAACAAAAAACCGCAGUAUCGAUAUUCCGGCUGCCAUGCAUAUGACACAUCUGCGUUCAAUAUUGUCCUAGGAUUAACCUGGCACCUAGACGAUUCCAAAUACUCGCUGCCUGGCGAAGACAACAACAUCUUCUAUCAAGAAACUCUCGAGCAGGCUACAAAAAUUCUUGAAAACCGACGUCGCAACAGCAGUGAAUCCUCAGACCAUCCUUUUGCGGAUGAUUGAUUAAGACUUGGCUCACAUAACCACAAGAGGAAAAGAAAAUCCACUUUACGCAACAACAAGACACACAAAACUAACUAUUUACACUUAAGUCGAAAGGUUAAGUAUUAAAGAUAAUUUUAAAAAAAAUAAAAUAAAUAAAGCUAUAUAAUUAUAAAAUAAUUAUAUAAUUAUAAAAUAAUUAUAGAGGAUAAAUUAAGAUUAAAAAAAAAGAAGAAAACAAAAAAGUGAUUUAAAUUUAUUAUGCUUAGGAUUCGCAUAUUUAUUUUGUUUAUCUUAUUUUAUACUUAUAUUGUUAUUUAUUGUGAUUACAAUAUUAUUUUCUUUUUGUUUAUUAUAUUUUUUAUUUUUAUAUUAUACCUGAAUGAAUUUUGAAAUUUAAAUAAAUCUUAUUUUCUACCACUUAAUGCUUUUUACAAAUAUUAUAUUGAAGAAUGUUUUGAUCAAUCAAUCAAUAAGAAAUCGAAAGAAACAAAAAUAUCUACUUGUAAGUUUGUAAUUAAUUGGAAGUAAGUAACAAUUUAAAAACGCACGGAACCAAUCUAGAGAGAAAAAAAGAGUUAUAUUAAAUCAGAUUUUCAAAACUUCCCUUAAAAUAGAAUGUAAUGAUAACCAUGAGGCUGUAAAUAACAUUUUUUUCAAAAUAUUUUAAAAUACCUUUAAAAAAAAGGUUAGCUAUUUGUUUGCAUUUUGAUAAAAAUCAUUUUCUGUUUGAGAAUCUAGUCACAAGCUGAAGCAAAGGUCUUCUGUUUUCAUGAUCAAAACAAAGUUAUGUAUAAAACGACAGCACUAGAGAAAUAAACAUUUCAUCAUCACAUCAUAAUCAAAAAACAAAUUUUAAUUAACAAAAUAAUAACUAUAAUUAAAAAUCGAUGUAUUUAAAAACAAAAUGAAAAAGUAAAGCAGCAUAUACAUACAUUUAGUAUAGAAUAUACAUUCACUUAACAAAAUGCCAAUAUUUAUGUUAACAUAAUAAAUUUAGUCUAAAUAUUCAGAUAAAUAAAUUUUAAAACUUAAUAUACAUAAAAUAAGCAUGAAAACAAAAAUCAAAAUAUCGAAACAAAUUAUUAUAAAAUUAACCUACUUGAAUGAUUACUUCUAGAAUGAAAGAUUAAAAAUUAAAAAUAAAAAAAAGACUUAGGGAAUGGAUGAUUGGAAUAUUCAAUCGAGCUAGCAUUAACUUAACAUCACAAGUUUUGAUUAAAAAUAAAAUAAAACAAAAAUUAGUUAACAUUAAAAAUAUAAAAU